Molecule: messenger RNA, 930 nt
Organism: Bursaphelenchus okinawaensis
Lineage: Eukaryota; Metazoa; Nematoda; Chromadorea; Rhabditida; Aphelenchoididae
Source: the annotation of a GenBank genome assembly
AUGUACCCUUUGUUGGUGGCGUUCGUUGUUCCGGCGCUGUUGGUGGCGUUGUUGGGCUUAUUAACGUGUCUGCAUCGAAACAACACCCACAUACCCAGUUCGAGCAGUAGACCCAGCUGGUUUUGGGCCAACAACCAGCAGUCACAGUAAGAUUAUAUUAUACUCGCUUCUUUUAAAUUUGCUGAUUUGUUAAGUUAGAUGUUUAUUUUUGCUAUACUGGUUUACAUGUUUUACUUUUAUACUUUGCAAUCUACCUUAAGAAAGAGCUAAGGCUAGAGCUGAAGCUCAAACCUAAAAAUGUGUGCUUAAGCCUAAAACAUAUUUGUGUAAGCCAAAAAAAAGUUUGAACCUAGACCGCGAAACUCUAAAAAUAAGCCUAAAUUGCGUAAGCCUAAGAAUGUGUACUUAAGCCUAUAACAACCCGUCUAAGCCUUAAUUGCGUAAGCCUAAAAUUGUGUACUUAAGCCUCAAAUACCCGCCUAAGCCUAAAUUGCGUAAGCCUAUAAAUGUGUACCUAAGCCUAAACUAUAUCCUACUAAGCCUAAAAAUGUGUACCUAAGCCUAAACUAUAUCCUACUAAGCCUAAAAAUGUGUACCUAAGCCUAAAAUUUAUGUACCUAAUCCUAAAAUACACGCUUAAGCUUAAAUUACGUAAGCCUAAAAAUGUGUACCUAAGCUUAAAAUCUACGUACUUUAGCUUAACUUACGUAAGCCUAAAGAUCAGUGCCUAAGCCUAAAAAAAAUUGGCAACGCUUAACUUUUCAAAAUUAAAUUUUAACCACUUCCUUUUUCAGAUACAUUCUAAUCCCCAGCUCACAACCCCCAUCCCAAACACAUCAUUUCGAAGACUUGCCACGCUACCAGGACCUCCAAUUGCCAGCCAUCAACAAACUCAAAAGCGAUCCAUUAACGAAAACCUGGUCGGUGUGA